AUGGCGCUGCUCGUGCGCCUCAAGGCGGUGACCGGGCUGCGGGGCAAGGGGGACCGGCUCGCCAAGGCGGCGUUCAGAGGUCUCUCCUUCUACACCCGAGUACUGGAAAACUGCGAGGAUGAGGCCAGGUUUGAUGAGACCUUCCGGUGGCCGAUCGCCAGCAAUAUUGACGGCAACGAGAUGCUGGAGAUCCAGGUGUUCAACUACAGCAAAGUCUUCACCAACAGACUCAUCGGCACGUUCCGGAUGGUGCUGCAGAAGGUGGUGGAGGAAGGCCAGCUGGAGGUGACGGACACGUUAAUAGACGACAAUAACUCUGCCAUUCAGACCAGCGUCUCCAUAGAGAUCAGGUACCAGGCCAUGGAUGGCACCGUGGGCACCUGGAAUGAUGGGGAAUUUCUGGAGAGUCCUAACUCCCGGUCGGAGGGUGAAGGCCCCUUGGAGACAGAAAGCCUGCUCCCCGGGCACCGGCAGGGCUCUGCGGUGUCUUCUGGCAAAUCCAACCCCAGCCUGAAACCGGCAGAGAGGAACUUCAGGAGCAAAGGCAAAGAGAAGACGAAAAGGGGCAAAGACGGCGAGCACAGAGCUGGGAAAGGAGUCUUUUCCGCCAUGAAGCUGGGCAAGAUCCGGCCCCCAAAGGAGGACCCUCACCGAAAGCAAGAUGAACCUGCCAUUCUGGAGACAGAAGACCUGGACCGGAAAGCCAUGCGGCUCGGAGGAGGCCUCGACCCAGACACCAUUUCUCUGGCUUCGGUCACAGCUGUUACCACCAACGUGUCGAAUAAGAGGUCAAAGCCUGACAUUAAAAUGGAGCCCAGUGCUGGCCGGCCAAUGGAUUACCAAGUGAGCAUCACAGUCAUCGAGGCCCGGCAGCUGGUGGGGCUGAACAUGGACCCCGUGGUGUGCGUGGAGGUGGGGGAAGAGAAGAAAUACACAUCCAUGAAGGAGUCAACCAACUGCCCCUACUACAACGAGUACUUCGUCUUUGAUUUCCACGUGCCCCCGGACGUCAUGUUCGACAAAAUCAUCAAACUGUCGGUCAUCCACUCUAAGAACCUCUUGCGCAGUGGGACCUUGGUGGGCUCCUUCAAAAUGGAUGUUGGGACUGUUUACACGCAGCCUGAGCACCAGUUCUACCACAAAUGGGCCAUCCUGUCCGACCCCGAGGACAUCACGGCCGGCGUGAAAGGGUACCUGAAGUGUGACGUCGCUGUGGUGGGGAAAGGGGACAACAUAAAGACGCCGCACAAAGCCAACGAGACAGAUGAGGACGACAUCGAGGGGAACCUGCUUCUUCCAGAUGGCGUCCCUCCAGAGCGGCAGUGGGCCCGUUUCUACAUCAAGAUCUACCGUGCGGAGGGGCUGCCCCGCAUGAACACCAGCCUCAUGGCCAACGUGAAGAAGGCACUUAUUGGGGAGAACAAGGAUCUGGUAGACCCCUACGUCCAGGUGCUGUUUGCAGGGCAGAAGGGGAAAACGUCAGUGCAGAAAAGCAGCUAUGAGCCCCUGUGGAACGAGCAGGUCAUCUUCACGGAGAUGUUCCCCCCUCUGUGCAAGCGGCUCAAAGUCCAGAUCCGGGACUCGGACAAGGUCAAUGACAUGGCCAUCGGCACCCACUUCAUCGACCUGCGCAAGAUCUCCAACGAAGGGGACAAAGGCUUCCUGCCCACCUUCGGCCCAGCCUGGGUGAACAUGUAUGGCUCCACCCGGAACUACACCCUGAUGGACGAGCACCAGGACCUGAACGAAGGCCUGGGCGAGGGCGUCUCCUUCCGCGCCCGGCUCCUCCUCAGCCUUGCUGUGGAGAUCCUGGACACCAGCAACCCAGAGAUCACCAGCUCCACCGAGGUGCAAGUGGAACAGACCACGCCGGUCGCUGACAACUGCACUGGCAAAAUGGAAGAGUUCUUUCUCUUUGGAGCCUUCCUGGAGGCAACCAUGAUUGACAGGAAGAUCGGGGACAAACCCAUCAACUUUGAGGUCACAAUAGGCAACUACGGGAACCAGAUCGACGGCAUGGCCAAGCCCAGCCUGAAGAAGAAGAAGGAGGGCGGGGAUGGCGAGCAGGAGGACUCCGAGCUGCUCCAGCACUCGAGCGAGGACGAAGCCGAUGACGACGGGGAGCUGGUCUCCGUCUCCUCGACUCAGCCAAUGAAGCCCCUGAUCACUGACAGGAACUACUUCCACUUGCCGUACUUCGAGAAGAAGCCCUGCAUCUACAUCAAGAGCUGGUGGCAGGACCAGAGGCGGAGGCUCUACAACGCCAACAUCAUGGACAAGAUCGCGGACAAGCUGGAGGAGGGGCUCAACGACGUGCAGGAGAUGAUCAAGACCGAGAAGCCGCACCCUGAGCGCCGGCUCCGAGGGGUCCUGGAGGAGCUGAGCAGCGGAUGCUUCCGCUUUGUGACCCUCGCCAACAAAGACCAGAGCCUCUCUGCCCGGACCCGACUGGACCGAGAGCGGCUCAAAUCCUGCAUGCGGGAGCUGGAGAACAUGGGCCAGCAAGCCAAGACCCUGCGGUCGCAGGUGAAGAAGAACACGAUGCGGGACAAGCUGAAGCUGGUGCAGAACUUCCUGCAGAAGCUCCGCUUCCUGGCAGACGAGCCACAGCACAGCAUCCCCGACAUCUUCAUCUGGAUGAUGAGCAACGGCAAGCGCAUCGCCUACGCCCGCAUCCCCUCCAAGGACAUCCUGUACUCCAUCGUGGACGAGGAGACCGGCAAGGACUGCGCCAAAGUGAAGACCGUCUUCCUGAGGCUGCCCGGGAAGAGGGGCUUCGGGCCGGCCGGCUGGACGGUGCAGGCCAAGAUGGAGAUCUACCUGUGGCUGGGCCUCACCAAGCAGCGCAAGGACUUCCUGAGCGGCCUGCCCUGCGGCUUCGAGGAGAAGAAAGCCAGCAAGGGCCUCGGCCUCCAGGCCUUCCCGCCCAUCAGCCUCCUCUACACGAAGAAGCAGGUGUUCCAGCUCCGAGCCCACAUGUACCAGGCCAGGAGCUUGUUCGCCGCAGACAGCAGUGGCCUCUCUGACCCCUUUGCCCGGGUUUUCUUCAUCACCCAGGGCCAGUGCACGGAGGUGCUCAACGAGACGCUGUGCCCGACCUGGGACCAGCUGCUGGUCUUCGACAACCUGGAGCUCUACGGGGAAGCCCACGAGAUGCGGGACGACCCCCCCAUUAUCGUCAUUGAGAUCUACGACCAGGACACGGUGGGCAAGGCGGACUUCAUGGGCCGCACCUUUGCCAAGCCGGUGGUGAAGAUGUCGGACGAGGACUAUGGCCCCCCGCGCUUCCCGCCCCAGCUGGAGUACUACCAGAUCUACCGGGGCAACUCCACGGCCGGGGACCUGCUGGCGGCCUUCGAGCUGCUCCAGAUCGGCCCGGCUGGCAAGUCGGACCUGCCUCCGAUCGAUGGGCCGACGGACACGGAGCAGGGUCCCAUCCUGCCGGUGCCCCUGGGGAUCCGACCUGUGCUGAGUAAAUACAGAGUGGAGAUCCUGUUCUGGGGCCUGCGGGACCUGAAGCGGGUGAACCUGGCCCAGGUGGACCGGCCCCGGGUGGACAUCGAGUGCGCCGGCAAGAGCGUCCAGUCGGCCCUGAUCCAGAACUACAAGAAAAACCCCAACUUCAGCACCCUGGUCAAGUGGUUUGAAGUGGACCUCCCAGAGAACGAGCUGCUCCACCCACCCCUGAACAUCCGGGUGGUGGACUGCCGGGCCUUUGGCCGGUACACGCUGGUGGGCUCCCACGCCGUCAGCUCCCUGCGGAGGUUCAUCCACCGGCCCCCGGACAAGAAAUCCCAGCACUGGAGCACUGCAGCUAAACUGCUCAACGGCUAUUUGGCCCUGGCCAACGGAGGCCCAUACUAUCGUCCCCCAGGUGACAUUGUCAUCAACAUGGAACCGGACGUGCCCAUCAAGAAGAUGGAGACCAUGGUGAAGCUGGAGGCUAACUCGGACGCGGUGGUGAAGGUUGACGUGUCAGAAGAGGAGAAGGAAAAGAAAAAGAAGAAGAAGAAAGGAGGGGGAGAGGAGAUCGAGGAGGAGGAGCCAGACGAAAGCAUGCUGGACUGGUGGUCCAAGUACUUUGCUUCCAUUGAGACUAUGAAGGAGCAACUCCGGCAGCAGGAAGCGGCCGCAGCAGAAGCCGAGGAGAAGGAGGAACUGGAGAUUGCAGAGGAAAUCAAACUUGAUGACUCUCCUAUGAAAGGCUCCAAGGGCCAGGCAAAGACCAAGGAGAAAGUCAAGGCGCCCAAAGAGGACAAGAAGAAGAAGCAGCAACAGCCACCUGAGGCCCCCGAGAAGAAGAGCAAACAGAAGAUUGACGAACUGAAGGUCUACAACAAAGAGCUGGAAAUGGAGUUCGACAGCUUUGAAGACUGGCUGCACACGUUCAGCCUCUUCCGGGGCAAGAUCGGGGACAACGACGACACCACGACGGAGGAAGAGCGGAUCGUGGGCCGGUUCAAGGGCUCCAUGUGUGUUUACAAAGUGCCGCUUCCCGACGACAUCACCAAGGAGGCAGGAUACGACCCCAACUUCGGCAUGUUCCAGGGCAUUCCAAGCAAUGACCCCAUCAACGUGCUGGUCCGAGUGUACAUCGUGAGGGCCACCGACCUGCACCCAGCCGACAUCAACGGGAAAGCUGAUCCCUACAUCGCCAUCAAGCUGGGCAAGACAGACAUCAGAGACAAGGAGAGCUACAUCUCCAAGCAGCUCAACCCCAUCUUCGGGAAGUCGUUCGACAUUGAGGCCACCUUCCCCAUGGAGUCCAUGCUGACGGUGGCCGUGUACGACUGGGACCUGGUGGGUUCUGACGACCUGAUCGGGGAGACCAAGAUCGACCUGGAGAACCGAUACUACAGCAAGCACCGGGCCACCUGCGGCAUCUCACAGACCUACUCCACCCACGGCUACAACACGUGGCGGGACCCCGGGAAGCCCACGCAGAUCCUCGCCAAGCUGUGCAGAGAGGGCAAGGUGGACGGGCCCCACUACGGCCCCAGAGGGCGGGUGAAAGUCGCCAACCGGGUCUUCACCGGCCCCAGGGAGAUGGAGGAUGAAAACGGUCAGAAGAAGCAGACGGACGAGCACCUGGCCCUGGCGGUGCUGCGCCACUGGGAGGAGAUCCCCCGGGUGGGCUGCAAGCUCGUCCCAGAGCACGUGGAGACGCGGCCGCUGCUGAAUCCCGACAAGCCCGGCAUCGAACAGGGCCGGCUGGAGAUGUGGGUGGACAUGUUCCCCAUGGAUAUGCCGGCACCUGGCCCCGCCAUCGACAUCUCUCCCAGGAAGCCGAAGAGAUAUGAGCUUAGAGUGAUAGUGUGGAACACAGAUGAGGUAACCCUGGAGGACGAUGAUUUCUUCACUGGGGAGAAAUCCAGUGACAUUUUUGUCAGGGGGUGGCUGAAGGGCCAGCAGGAGGACAAGCAGGACACGGACGUGCACUACCACUCGCUCACGGGCGAGGGCAACUUCAACUGGCGCUACGUCUUCCCCUUCGACUACCUGAUGGCGGAGGAGAAGAUCGUCAUCUCCAAGAAGGAGUCCAUGUUCUCCUGGGACGAGACCGAGUACAAGAUCCCGGCGCGCCUCACCCUGCAAGUCUGGGACGCCGACCACUUCUCUGCUGACGACUUCCUGGGGGCCAUCGAGCUGGACCUGAACCGCUUCCCGCGCGGUGCCAAGACGGCGAAGCAGUGCAGCAUGGACAUGGUGACCAACGAGGGCGACCUGCCCCUGGUCUCCAUCUUCAAGCAGAAGAGGGUGAAGGGCUGGUGGCCCUUUGUGGCCAGGAAUGAGAACGACGAGCUGGAGCUCACGGGCAAGGUGGAGGCUGAGCUGCACCUGCUGACCGCGGAGGAGGCGGAGAAAUCCCCCGCGGGGCUGGCCCGCAACGAGCCCGACCCGCUGGAGAAACCCAAUCGCCCCGACACCUCCUUCAUCUGGUUCCUCAACCCGCUCAAGUCCAUCAAGUACCUCAUCUGCACCCGCUACAAGUGGCUCAUCAUUAAGAUCGUGCUGGCGCUGCUGCUCCUCAUCAUGGUGGGACUUUUCCUCUACUCCAUGCCCGGCUACAUGGUCAAGAAGCUGCUGGGCGCGUGAGGCCGCCCGGGGCCGGGGCCACGUACCCGCUCGCCACGCGCAGCGGCCCGGCUGGGGCGGCGCCGGGACUGGGCUUGGGGGAAGAGCCCGCGGCUUCUCCUUGUUUGCGUUUCCUUCUUGGCGGCUCCCUUUGGUGUAUUUCUCUCCUGAGGCUGGAGGGAAGGACGUUGGGCCAGGGGCGCCAGGCUCCCUCAGCGCUUUCUCUGGGUGAAUGCAGCUGAGCAGGGCGGCGAAUACAGGGCGGCCCACCUGGCUCUAGGAUUACCCCCCCCCCCCAAUACACAGCAAGAGCCUCUGAGCCGGGCCCGGUUCUGGCUCCCAGAGCCCCAGGAGGCCAGUCACCCAAGCUCACGGCUGGCCUGGCAAGGGGGGACAUGCGGCUCUGGUUUGUUCCAUGCCCUCCUGCCACCACGGCCAGCGCCGCCCUGGGGAGCAGGUGCCAGGGAGGACGGGGGCGUUGCACCCUGAGAGGUCACAUCAGAGGAGCCUGAGGAGAGGAACCGUGGGACGCUCCAGACAAGCAGCCCCCUCUGCUCGAGUCCCCCAACCCACAAUCCCAUGCUGGCUGGGCGGCUGCCCAUGACCAAAGCCCCCGGGCAGGGGUGACAGUCAGCCCGGAGGCGGUGGAGAAAGCAGCAGCAGAGCCGGGGAAACAUGCCCAGGCUGUGAGGAGGCAGCUCACCAGGCAGCCUGCCGUCAUCGUGUGGGGUGGGCCAAGACCCAGCCUGGGCCCGUUUUCCAGCCCCCUUUCCC
This is a messenger RNA of Mauremys mutica (yellowpond turtle), 6849 nucleotides long. Its product is annotated as otoferlin-like. Gene Ontology annotation, biological process: plasma membrane organization; synaptic vesicle priming. Bases 1 to 6096 code for a protein of 2031 amino acids. Gene Ontology annotation, cellular component: presynaptic active zone membrane; synaptic vesicle membrane. The record is from RefSeq and is a predicted model, not a curated record. NCBI's taxonomy places the organism in Eukaryota, Metazoa, Chordata, Testudines, Geoemydidae. Gene Ontology annotation, molecular function: calcium ion binding; AP-2 adaptor complex binding. The transcript has 47 exons.